Argentina anserina (silverweed cinquefoil) is the source of this 546-nucleotide messenger RNA. Its product is annotated as small polypeptide DEVIL 10. Bases 85 to 267 code for a protein of 60 amino acids. The record is from RefSeq and is a predicted model, not a curated record. NCBI's taxonomy places the organism in Eukaryota, Viridiplantae, Streptophyta, Magnoliopsida, Rosales, Rosaceae. Gene Ontology annotation, biological process: negative regulation of cell population proliferation. The transcript has a single exon.
CAACCUUUGGAGUUUGUGUUUCUUCAGCACCAGACUAUCAAAUCCUUUUAGCUUCUGUUUUCCCAAUCUUUGCCGGCUGCAACUAUGUCGUCAGUUUCUUACUUGGUUCAAGCACAGUCUCACCAGAGCCGCCGCAAAAGCAACCGGAAAAUCGGGUUCCGAAAGCGAUGUGUGAUGAUGGCAAAGCACCAGAAAACCAGGUUCUACAUCCUCGGACGCUGCGUUUCGAUGCUCCUCUGCUGGCACGACCACUCCAUAUCGGAUUAGAUAUUGUGAAAAGCUCCGGUUCAGGAAUCAGAUUUUGCGAUCGAGAUUAGAGAUGGUGAUGGAGAUUUAGUUCUGGGUCAAAGCCAAGAACUUGCGCGUAGGCAGAAGGGGCUUGUUUUGCAUCUAGUUAGGAGAGAAUGAUAUGCCAAGACAAAUCUAAAUAGUACGAGUCUAAUUUGUAAUUGUGUGACUUCAGUUUGCCUCUUUUCCUUGGCAAAUCCCUUGAAAUGAAUCCAUGUACAUAUUCAAAUAGUCAAAAGGAGAAGAUUGAUACACAGU